Oppiella nova is the source of this 516-nucleotide messenger RNA. Lineage: Eukaryota; Metazoa; Arthropoda; Arachnida; Sarcoptiformes; Oppiidae. The record is from the annotation of a GenBank genome assembly.
AUGCGAUUGAGAAGUGUAUCGCAGAGUGGACUCCAUUGGCAUUGCUGUCAAACACUGACCACAUGUAUAGUAUUGGUGACAAUACUGGUGGUGACCAUCUGUUGUCUGCCCACACGUGACCACAAACCCCAUCACUCGCGGCAACGAAAAUCACACCAAAACUCGCUGCAGAGGUCGGCGUUUCUGGCACUGCGGUCGUCGUUGGGGCCCACCAUCGGACGAGUGCCGCAAAUGCGGCGAAACUUUUGCCAAACGGUUCCGUAUAAGCAAAAAAUCCAAGAGCCGGGCUGUUUAUCCCGGACAGUGUUGAACGCCUACUGUUACGGGUCGUGCAACUCGUUCUUCAUCCCCGCCAACGGCAACGAGAGUCUGCCCUUCAGUUCUUGUGCUUUCUGUCUGCCGCGUCGCUACAGAUGGCAAACCGUACGACUCAAGUGUCCCGACUCUGUGCCCACCAUUAAGCGCAAGAAAGUGCAAAUCGUGUCAAAGUGUCGGUGCCAGACGGAAAUGAUCUAG